AAAAAAUACACUUUCCACUUUGGUUAGCACAAUAACUCGAAAUAACAACCAGAGUUAAAGGAGCAAGUUGGGUUAGAUUGGGCUAUAUUUGGAAUCUCAUUAUCUCAAAGUGGGCACCCACCCUUUUUCCUUAUUGUAAAAUUUCAUUGUUUCUCUCUCUUCCUACCACUGGAGGCUUUGUCUAUGGUGUUCGUGAUUUCUAAUACCAUCACAUUAUUCCACAUUUCCCCUAUUUUCCUCCUCAAAAAAAAAAAAAAAAAAAAAAAAAAAAAACCGAGCUUUUCUCUUAUGGCGCCCACUUAGGAUAGUGGGGAUCCUACUCAUUCAGUCUAAGUCUCCAAUCGCAGCAGUGGCAGUAGAGGGAAAUGGUGAGACAAAGAAUCCAGAUCAAGAAGAUUGAUAAUGUAACUGCGAGGCAAGUAACAUUUUCAAAGCGACGAAGAGGAUUAAUUAAGAAAGCUGAGGAGCUUUCUACUCUUUGUGAUGCUGAAAUUGGCCUUAUUAUUUUCUCUUCUACUGGCAAACUCUUUGAAUACUCCAACCCAAGGAUGACACAAGUGCUUCAACGGCAUAUGCUACAUGCAGACAACAUCAACAAGCUAGAGGAAUCAUCACUAGAGCUAGAGGCUGAGGAUAGUUUGUGUACUAUGCUAAGCAAAGAACUCGAGGACAAGACUCGAGACAUAAGUCGUAUAAAUGGAGAAGAUCUUGAAGCAUUGAGCCUUGAUGAGCUAAUGAAAUUAGAAAGACAAGUUGAAAGGGGUCAAACCAAAAUUCGCCGAGCCAAGGGUGAAAAACUUCGGAAAGAGAUUGUCACCCUCAAGGGAAAGGAAAUUGAAACGGCAAAGGAAAAUCAAAUGUUGAAAGAACAGGUGGAAGUGACCUCGAAAUUUAUUUUACAUCUUCUGUUCCCAAAGAAAGUUUCUCGAUUAAGAAGUAAAAUAGUUGUCUUGGUCAAUACUACAGAUGAAAGAUGUGUCAAAAGAACAUUUUUCUCUGCUGCAUUUGGCUGCGGAAUCAGAUAUCAGCGUUCCCUCAUCAGCUCCAAUUCAAUGGCUGCCAAAAAAAGAUAACAACUCGAUUUCAAAUACUUUUCUUACAUUGGGCCCUCCUGUACAAAGUGAAAAUUUAUGAAGUGUAUUGCAAAUUUGCAAUAAAGCGCGAGCUAUGGAGUAUAUGAAAGCAGAUUUAUGUAUACUAUAGUCAUGGAGAGAAGGAUAAAGCUAUAUAUAUGUUGAAUGUAUUUAAAUUGUGCUGCUUGGAAUUCUAGUCAGCUUUGUAAACCCUAAUUCAGACGAUGCAGUAGUAAGUAAAUAAUGCAGGAGGCAGAAGUUGAAGGUGUUCAAGUCUUUGUAAGUGUUAUAUUCUCUUACUUUCUUUAAUUCUCUGUGCCCUAGUUCUUUGUGAAUUACCUUUGACAGAAAAAUAUGUUUGAUAUAACUGAUUGAGAUGUGGGUAAUCCUACAGCAUUUUUGCA
Messenger RNA from Chenopodium quinoa (quinoa), 1477 nucleotides. RefSeq names its product MADS-box protein AGL24-like. NCBI's taxonomy places the organism in Eukaryota, Viridiplantae, Streptophyta, Magnoliopsida, Caryophyllales, Amaranthaceae. Gene Ontology annotation, cellular component: nucleus. Bases 366 to 1073 code for a protein of 235 amino acids. Gene Ontology annotation, biological process: positive regulation of transcription by RNA polymerase II. The record is from RefSeq and is a predicted model, not a curated record. The transcript is spliced from 8 exons. Gene Ontology annotation, molecular function: protein dimerization activity; RNA polymerase II cis-regulatory region sequence-specific DNA binding; DNA-binding transcription factor activity, RNA polymerase II-specific.